Molecule: messenger RNA, 2154 nt
Organism: Sporothrix brasiliensis 5110
Lineage: Eukaryota; Fungi; Ascomycota; Sordariomycetes; Ophiostomatales; Ophiostomataceae
Exons: 1
Coding region: 1-2154 (717 amino acids)
Source: RefSeq, a predicted model, not a curated record
AUGUCACAACAAACGCAACCGCCGUUGCCACAGGCUUCGGCGUUAUCGCAGAUGCACGACCUGCUUGCCAAUCUCCAAGACCGCGCGGCGCAACUCGAUACACAGAUGAAUAAGUUGAGCAAGGCACUUGACCACUGGCGCCUGCUCGGCGCCGAAUACGAGGCCCUCGCCGACGAGGUUAACCAAGCCCGGGCAAAGGUCGCCGGCGACGACAAGGCGACACAGCAAGCGCAGCAGGCUGCCCUCGUGCGCAUCCGCCGCGACUUUGACGGCCAGCUGGUCGACCACCAGACCGUGUGCGACCUGUUUGGUGCCCGCCAGGGGCAGACGAUUACUCGAAGCACCGACCAUAUUGCCAGCGCCAUCGGCCGGCGACUCGACUAUGUGCACCAAAACACAGAAACCCUGGAAAAGAAGGUGGAGGUGGUGGUGAAGCAGCUGUCGGCAUUGCAGCUCGGCGGGCUGACGGAGAUGCUGGAUGACGAAGACAAGACCGAACGGGACGCACAAGAUGGUGGUGGUCAUGGCGAUGGAGGUGACCUUGAUGGCCCCGUCACGGACAUUGUCGAGCAACUGGACGAGGAUGGAAACGUGACCGACGUGCAGCUACACACGCCAUCGGACACACAAGAGCGGGUGAUGGAGGCGCUGAAGAAGGCCGGCAUCGAUGAAAUUCCACCUGGUGGCCCCACUGCGGCCAAGAAGAAGACAACAGACACCACUGCUGACCGAAAAGACUCGGAGGUUUUACAGCAGACGAAAGACGUGACGAAAGAGAAGCCCCAAGCAUCGAAACUUGGACCAAACACGUCGUCGGCUCGCAAAACCGUGUCUUUCUCUGAGGAUGCAAAGGCCGGCGAUUCCUACUCUUCCUUCCCACAGCCUACUUCCUUUGCGGCGCAACGGCUGGAAAACAUUAUGCGCAGUGCAAAGGACCAGGAGUCUGUUGUUGACGCCUCGACGUCGGUUGUACCCGAUGACGAGCCGGCGGAUGAGGCGGCCCUCCGCCGGGAGAUGCUCGAGUACAGUAUAUCCGAGAUUGGACCGAUUGUCGCACAGCUCGACCUAGAAGAGGGCACGUCUGACGACGACGAGGGAUACGAUGACUUCUACGACGAAGAAUAUGACGACGAAGAUGAUGAUGACGCGGAGGAUGAACACGGUCGGUCCAAGUACAGCGUCAUCGACGAGACAUACCGCGAGCGAAUGCGGGAGUUGGAGCGGAAGCUGGGUGUGGCUCCGCUGCAGCAUUCAUCCACCUUGGCCCCGUCAGCGGCUUCUGGGGCCGAAGGUGCCGCUGCUGCAACGACGGACGACGUUGCGGAGAGCCUGGGCCGGAUUCGUGUUUCGGGCCUCGCUGAGGCUGCGGCGGUGGCUGUAGGCAAUGCAUCCAACGGCGCCCCGGCAAAUGCAAAUGGUGACGUGCAAUCGCCCAAGUCGCCUGCAAGUCUAACAUCGGUGUUGAAAGAACCGACAGAGAAUUUCCGCACCAAGGUCAAGGCCACAGGUAACGAUGCAAAGAAGGUGUCGUUUGCCAGUUCUGUGGACAUUGCGCCAUUGGAGACCGUACCACCGGCUGCAUCCCUAGCCUCUGCCUCUGCCUCUGUGGUUGCCAAGGCCAAGGCCAAGGCGCAUGCGCAGCCUGUGGUCGACCCGAUGAGUGAGGUCAUCGUAGAACGUGGGAGCAAACAAAAUGGCACCAGCAGCACAAUUCCCCAGCCGCCGCCGGCACGUGAUGCCACGCAGAAACCGAAGCGCGUUUCCCGGUUCAAACAGGCCCGUGUGGGUGGCGAUGUCGAUGGCACGGCCGCUGCUAACGGCGGUCUCCCAAAAGGCCCCCACCAAGCUCCUGUCCGGUUCCUCGACGAGGACCGCACAGUCGCACCGGACGGCCCAGAAGGCAGGACGCAUGUCGACGAAGUCAUUGAGCGAACGGCGGUGACGCAGCCCAGAGAGCCCCACGAGCUGGAUGCUGGUAUCCUGAUGCAGGAGGCGGCUACGGAAUACCACAAGACACGCAAUCGGUUCAUCCAGCAACAGGGCGGGUUUCUACAGGCGAGCGAGUCGGCCGUCGUGCCUGUGGGAUUAGAUGACGGCGGUCCGCGCAUCAGCAAGUUCAAAGCUGCGAAACUUGGCAAGCAGUUUAUGUCUUAA